Messenger RNA from Corylus avellana, 1551 nucleotides. The record is from RefSeq and is a predicted model, not a curated record. NCBI's taxonomy places the organism in Eukaryota, Viridiplantae, Streptophyta, Magnoliopsida, Fagales, Betulaceae.
AUGAGGAUUCAUGUUGGUUUUACAAUUUUAUCACUAUUUUUCCUGUCAUUUAUGCUACCGGAAUGCAGCCCGAGCACUAUACAAGGAUGGUGCAGUCAGACACCACAUCCACAGCCAUGUCAACACUUCAUCAUGAUGAAGAAUCACAGCAACCAUCAUAAUUCUUUUGCAGUUUUUCAGCAGAUGACAAAGCAGAUUGCUCUCGACCAAGCUCUCAAAACCCAAAGACAGACAAUAUGGCUUCGACCCAAUUCCCAAAACAUUCGAGAGAAAGCAGCUUGGGCUGAUUGCAUUCACCUCUUUGGCAAUACCAUUCACCGCCUCAAGCAAACCAUCGGAAAUCAUGGCCAACACACCGAUGAGGAUGUUCAAACUUGGCUCAGCUCCGCCCUAACAAAUCUUGACACCUGUCAAACAGGUUUUACAGAACUCGGGGUUUCGAGCAAUAUCCUCCCGCUCCUCUCCAAUGUCUCCAAGCUUGUUACCAACGCAUUGGCAACCAACAAAUACACGUUAAGCCAGAAAAACAAGGAACACAAGAUUCCCACAUGGCGCCCUUUGGAUGAGAAAAAGGUUUUGCAGGAUUUGAAUAUUCCUGAUAUCGUGGUUGCAAAAGAUGGAUCAGGGAACUUUACGAACGUGCAAGAAGCUGUGGAUUAUGCGAGCAAGAUGCAGAGGAAGAGGAAGGAUAGUAGGUUUGUGAUGUAUGUUAAGGUUGGGAUUUACGAAGAGAACGUUGAGAUCGGGUGGGCAGGGAAGAAUAUUACGAUGGUCGGUGACGGCAUCGGAAAGACAAUCAUCACGGCAAGUAGGAGCGUUAAAAAACACUCCACCACUUACACAUCAGCGACAGUCGCUGUUGAUGGUGACGGAUUUAUGGCUCGUGACAUGACAUUCCGCAACUCUGCCGGACCCUCAAACGGACAAGCAGUUGCUCUCCGAUCAGGAUCCGACCUCUCUGCAUUCUACCGAUGCAGCUUCGAAGGUUACCAAGACACUCUCUACGUUCAUUCAAACAAGCAAUUCUUCAGGGAAUGCGAUAUCUACGGAACCGUGGACUUCAUCUUCGGAAACGCCGCCGCCGUCUUUCAGAACUGCAAUAUAUAUUCCGACACCGUCCACACGCCUAACGCCGUCACAGCUCAAGGCCGUACAGAUUCCAACCAAACUACCGGAAUAGUGAUUCAAAGUUGCAGGGUGAGAGCUUUUACGGCCGCCGGAAGAAGUCCAUUGCCGCGUAAGGCAAUGAAAACGUACCUUGGAAGGCCAUGGAAGAAAUAUUCGAGGACCAUUUUCAUCAAAACAUAUUUUGAUGGGUCUGUUGAUCCAGCAGGUUGGAUGAAGUGGGAUAAAGAUUUUGCUCUGAAUACCCUCUACUAUGGAGAGUACAAGAACAGAGGCUCUGGCUCUUCAACUGCAAAGAGAGUUAAAUGGGGUGGUUUUCAUCUCAUUACAAGCUCUCUGGAGGCAUCAAACUACACCGUUUCAAGCUUCAUUUCUGGGGGUUCUUGGUUGCCAUCCUUGGGGGUCCCAUUCACUCCAGGGCUUUGA